Molecule: messenger RNA, 594 nt
Organism: Trametes versicolor FP-101664 SS1
Lineage: Eukaryota; Fungi; Basidiomycota; Agaricomycetes; Polyporales; Polyporaceae
Exons: 2
Coding region: 1-594 (197 amino acids)
Source: RefSeq, a predicted model, not a curated record
AUGUCGAAGGAGCCAACUCGUCAGCAGCUCUCGUCCAAGCUUGCCUACCAGGCCAACACUCCCGCAUUCUUGGUGAGGUUGCAGAAACAGUUCGGGGGCGGUGGAGGGAGACACGACGAAGAUGAGGACGAUGAAUUUGAAUACGACGGCUCCGGAAGACCACCCAUUCCACGUCGCCCAGCCAUUCCGGAACGUCCAGACGAUGAGGCAGGGAGCGCGGACGAGGAGGAAGAUGAGGAGAGACCGCAGGUGAUCGUGUUGAGAGAGGGCAAGCACUUAACAGAGAGGGAGGUCGAGAAUGAGAAACGGAAAGCGAAAGGCUUGCAACCUCUGCCCGAGCCUUCCGCAGCGGGAAGUAAGCCUGAAGGCGACGUUUCAAAAGAGGGUGCUACCCCAGCAUCGUCUAAACAGCCUAGUGCUUCACAGGGUCUUUCCUUCUCGUCCGGAGCAGGCGUAAAGGGAAAGAGUUCCAAGCGGAAAGCUGUAGGCGACGGUCGCGAUGAUGCCGCAAAACCACAAGGUUCCACUAAACCCACCAAGAAGAAGGCAAAGAAACAGGACAAGAAGCUGUUGUCGUUUGAAGACGACGCGUGA